AUGAAUCAACUCGGCAGGCUGGUUUUGAGCAACAAUGAAUUGUCCGGGGAGUUUCCCGCCGGAGCUCAAGGUUGGAACAGCUUGUUUGAGCUCAAUUCGGCCAACAACAACUUGUCCGGCCAAAUCCCAGCCGGGCUAGGAAGCUUGCCGGUGCUCAACUAUCUUGAUCUUUCAGGGAACCGGUUUUCAGGCAAAAUCCCAACAGAUCUCCAGAAGUUGAAGCUUAACUUGUUAAACUUGUCCAACAAUAGGCUCUCAGGCGAUCUCCCUCCCAUGUUUUAUUAG
Molecule: messenger RNA, 285 nt
Organism: Linum trigynum
Lineage: Eukaryota; Viridiplantae; Streptophyta; Magnoliopsida; Malpighiales; Linaceae
Source: the annotation of a GenBank genome assembly